AUGACGCGCUGCCACCUCUCCUCGAAUUUAAAAGCAUUAAGGCGUUCAACAACUGCGUCGAAGAAUUACUCUCUUAACUUUCUUAGAGCCCGCAGCGCCCACAGCAGCGUAAGUGGGGGGCCCCUGGGGGCCCCCCUGGGGGCCCAUCUAGCCCCCACAGGGCAGCAGCAGCAGCAGGCGGAGUUGCUGCAGCACCAGGGCGCUGUUUGCUGCUGCAGCAAUGGAGAAGCACAUAGGAGAGAAAGAGGAGGGGGUAACGCAUGCGGUGUGUCUUCUACUAUGAAGACAGGCAGCAGCAGCAGCAGCAGCAGCAGCAGCAGUUCCGCUUUUGCGUCGGUGCUGCAGAGGCCGUUAGCUGUGGUUUCUCCGGGGCUGUUUCAGCAGCAGCAGCAGCAGCAGCAACGGCUGCUGCAGCAGAGGCUGCUGCUGCAGCUGCAGCAGAGGGGACAGCGAGCCUUCUUCUUUACCAGUGUGGGGCCCGGAGCGCUGCUGCUGCGGUGUAUGGGGAGAGUCUUAUUAACAGAGGGGCCUCAAAAGGCGGUGCCCCGCUCGGGUGUAUGUACACCCCCCAGCUCCUCAGAUGCCUCUGCUGCUGCUGCUGCUGCUUCUCCUGGAGGAGGAGGAGCAGCAGGAGCAGCAGGAGCGGGAGCAGCAGCAGGGGCAGCAGCAGCAGCAGCUACUGCUGCCUCGGGGACAGCCGGUGGAAGAGAAGCUAGCGAUGCAGCAGCAGAGGGGCCUUGGAGCUGCUGCUUUGUCUCUCCUGCUGCAAGAGAGACAUCUGUCUCUGUUUCUGUCUCCUCUUCGAAGCUGUCUCCGCUGCAUGCAAGAGGGGGGGCCCCCCAACUAAAUGCAUCAAAGAGGCUCAGCAGCUUCACCCCACAACAAAUGCCCGUAUCCCUCAGGGGCAGGCAGCUGCAGCAGCAGCAGCAGCAGCAGCAGCAAGGCCCCCCACCUAUGCCUUCGAACCCCCCGCACAACCCGCUGUUGCACCUUGGAGGCGGUGCAGUAAGCCCCAGCAGCACCAUCAGCAGCAGCAGCAGCAGCAGCAACAGCAGCAGGCUGGGCUCUCCCCCUCCCUUGCGCCUCGGCUGCUCUGGGGGCCCUUCUCGCUGCUAUUCAGUUGCUGCCUUGGGGGCCCCCCUUGCAGACAGGCGGCGGCGGCACCUUAUGGGGGCCCCCUCUUCUAUGGGGGCCCCCUCUAUAAGUACCCCCUGUUCGACAUCCCCCUCUAUAGGGGCCCCCUCUAUAAACACCUCAUCUAUUCAAACCCCUUCUAUGGGGCCCUCCUCUAUAAACACCCCCUCUACGGGGGCCCCCUCUAGAGGGGCCCCCUCUAGGGGGGGCCCCUCAAGGGGGGCGGGGUGUAUGGGUUUAUUUGAGUGUUUGAGGGGUUAUAGCAGCGGGUGUGGGGGCAGCGGGGGUCGUCGAUGCCCGUAUGAAGUAUUGGGGUGUACGCGGGGGGCUUCAAUAGGAGAUAUUAAGAAGGCCUUUAGAGAGAAAGCAAAAAAACAUCAUCCGGACUUAAACCCCAGCCCUGAAGCGAAACAAACUAUGGCAGAGAUCACUGCAGCUGAUGCUGCUGCUGCUGCUGCAGCAAGUGCUGCAGCUGCAGCAGGUGCAGUUGUCUCCUUGCGGCUAGCAAAAGGAGACAGCAGGUCUGAGCCCAGGGUGUCUCUUGAUAUAGGGCCCCGCAUUGGCAGCUCCACGGCUGAUGUUGGGGUGUAUAGGGAGCUCCAUCUGGCCGCUAUUCUGUACUGGGCUUACGAGUUUCUAAGCGACCCCAAGAAGAAAGAGUUCUACGAUAAGACGGGGCUUUCGCCCGAAGACGCAGCAGCAGGGGGUGGUGCUGCAGGUGGAGCGGGAGCAGCUUUUGGUGGGGGCCCCUCAGGGGGGCCUUCAAGAGGAGAUGAUAUUCAAACAGAUUUAAAUAUUGAACUCCUAGAGGCUGUCAAAGGCUGCGAAAAGGUUAUGGGGUCUUGUAGAGGGUCUGGCGUUCGCCUGCAGCCGCGCACUGUCAGCAUUGAAAUACCGAGGGGGGUGCGUCACGGUAUGCAGAUGCGCGUGCCGAAUCAGGGGCAUGCGGGUGAGAGAGGAGGCAAGAGGGGUCAUCUGUUUGUCAGCAUAAACAUAAAGCCUCACCCUGUCUUCCGUUGGAUUGACGAUGACAUUCAUGUAGAUGUCCCUCUCUCGAUUAAACAGCUUCCGAGCACCCUCACACCGCAGCAAAUGCGUUUAAUUGAGGAGUUUGAUAAACUGGAGACAGAGCAGCGAGAAGCAGCAGCAGCACGGAGGCGUUCUGCUGCUGCUGCCGCUGCUGCUGCAGCAGAAGCAGAAGCUGCUGCUGCACAGGCAGCCAACCGGCAACGCAAAUCUCAUCAACACCCCACAGAUUCAUCGAACAAAACAACAGAAAAACCAGCAGCAGCAGCAGCAGCAGCAGCAAAGAAGGCACCGCCUCCUCCCCCACCACCGCCACCUCCUCCUCCUCCUCCUUCAGCUGCUGCUCCUGCUGCUGCAGCUGCUGAUGCUGCUGCUGCUGAUGCUGCUGCUACAAAAGUAUCAGAGGAGACCCCACAGAACAACGCAGGAAGCCCCGCGGAGGCACGCGAAGGCCAGGCUUGA
Eimeria acervulina is the source of this 2622-nucleotide messenger RNA. RefSeq names its product DnaJ domain-containing protein, putative. Gene Ontology annotation, cellular component: cytoplasm. Lineage: Eukaryota; Apicomplexa; Conoidasida; Eucoccidiorida; Eimeriidae. The transcript has 10 exons. Gene Ontology annotation, biological process: protein refolding. The record is from RefSeq and is a predicted model, not a curated record. Bases 1 to 2622 code for a protein of 873 amino acids.